AUGAGUGGGACUAAUCAGCUUAGUCUAAUGAAAUUAGUGGCUGAAAAGGCCGUCGAUACUUAUGUUAAAAGUAAUUCAAUCAUCGCACUGGGAACUGGAAGGACCAGCACGUUUUCCCUUGAAAGACUAGCUGAACGUAUUAAAACAAAGGCAAUAACUAACGUUUUUGGUAUUCCAACGAGUCAAAGUACUCAUCUUAAAGCCGAGGAACUUGAAAUACCUUUGUUAACUUUGGAUGAUUUGAUUUCUACUGGACGUAAAAUAAACAUUGCAAUUGAUGGAGCAGAUUCCGUUGACUCGAAUUUGAACCUUAUCAAAGGAGGUGGUGGAGCUUUAUUCACAGAAUUCAUGGUUGAACAAUUUUCAGAUCAACUCAUCAUUAUGAUAGAUGAGUCAAAAUUGUGUAAUGGGCACUUGUUAGAAUCACAUUAUUUGCCAAUUGAAAUAGUCAAAGGCUGUCAUUUAACCACCUGCAACCAAAUUUAUUCAAAGUUUAAAUCUCAAAUCGUUAAUUGGAACGUAAGGAAAAAUUCAGAUGGGUCACUCUUCUUAACUGAUAAUGGCAAUCUUAUAAUUAUUCAAUUAUUUGUACUAAUUAAUUUAAUGUGUAAAUUAAUUUAUCAUCAGAUACAUGGAGUAGUUUGUUCAGGGCUCUUUUUAAAUAUGGCCACCAAAUGCCUUGUAGCAAAAUCCGAUAACACCAUCGUAACACUUGAACGCUAA
Theileria annulata is the source of this 723-nucleotide messenger RNA. Its product is annotated as ribose 5-phosphate epimerase, putative. Gene Ontology annotation, molecular function: ribose-5-phosphate isomerase activity. The transcript is spliced from 5 exons. The record is from RefSeq and is a predicted model, not a curated record. Gene Ontology annotation, biological process: pentose-phosphate shunt, non-oxidative branch. The coding region runs from base 1 to 723 and encodes 240 amino acids. NCBI's taxonomy places the organism in Eukaryota, Apicomplexa, Aconoidasida, Piroplasmida, Theileriidae.